Messenger RNA from Lachancea sp. 'fantastica', 2592 nucleotides. NCBI's taxonomy places the organism in Eukaryota, Fungi, Ascomycota, Saccharomycetes, Saccharomycetales, Saccharomycetaceae. The record is from the annotation of a GenBank genome assembly.
AUGAAUCUGCCCAAUCCCUGCCUCCUGGGAAUUGUACUAACGAUAUCCACGCAUUCCGGGCCCCAGGUUGUAUACCACUAUCCUCCCGUAGACAUCUCGUCAUCAAGAAAGAAGAAGAAAAAGAGAGAACAGGAACAAGAAGCUGCCAAUGCAGUUCAGAAUAGUGCAGAAUUCAGAUCUUCUCGUCACGAAAGUGUUCUGCAAAGAAAAAAGUCGGUGAAAUCGCACCAUGAGGCCGAAAGCGAAGCGAAUUUCUCCAUGCACUCUACAAAAACAGAAGAAUUGAAUAGUCCAGAAACCAGUGAUAGCUCCGAUGAUGAUACUAGUAGUGGUUUAAGCGAUAGUGAUAUUUCUACCGAUUAUGCAGACCUCUCUUCUGAAUCAGGAUCUUCUACUUCGGAAGAUGAUUUGUCCGUGGGAAAUGAAGACGUCAUUGGUCCAAGGCUGUCGAUCGACAACAAUGCUAGUCUCCAGUCCUUGGGUAACUCAAUCAAAAGCAACAGCAAUAGAGAAAUACAUGCGGCUGCGAGUAGAGUGUUCCAGUAUUUAAGCCCUCAAGAAUCAAAACGGAACUCUAUCGUUUCUAAACAUGCCUUUAGCCGAGAGCAGGAUGGCCCGGCGGUCAAUUUGGAUCAAGAGUCCGAUGACGAGACUGAAAAUGCUUAUGAGCUCGAUGACCAACAUUUUGGCUCAGAAUUCCAGGCUAUCAACAAGAUCUUGAAAUUUGAUGCCGAUUUUUUCGCGGAGAUCAGUUCACCGCCAAAGGAACUAUGCAAUACAAGGUUCGAGCUCUCAAUUGAUGAACUGGUUCUGGUAGGUUUACCUAUUCAUAGGGAUCAAGAAGGCAGAUGGAGAAAAUCGAAAAAGCGAAAAAGUGGUAACCGCUCUCGACCUUCUAACUCUAGUCUGAGGGGCAGGAAUGUUUCACAAGCACGAUCUGCAACGUCAGAGGGAAACGAUGAUCAUAACGCUUCUCUUGAAGCUGGGUCCACUUCUGUCACGCUAGAGAAUGACCGCAACGAGGAUGAGUAUCGCGAUCUCGAAAAAAGUGUCAAUAUGUUCCAUUUGUGCUUUCUUCUCAAUCCUCAGCUAGUCGAGUACAAUGAGAGAGUUGACGCCAUGUAUCACUAUGUGAUAUCUAGAUUGUCGCUCAUCCUGCGGUAUGCUCAGGCAAGAACAGGGUUUGUGACGAAUGAAUGCUUUGAGAUAUUGAAGACUCGAGAUCGCAUACUGAAGUCAUCACAAAGGUAUCAGUCUAUAAAGGGUCAAAGUAAUAGGGGAAAAUAUCUCUACCAGAAGAUUGUCAACAAAUCGCCUUUGGCACGCAUCAUAACCCAAUGUUACGAUGCGAUCUCGAGGAAUGAAGUUGCAAAUCUAGAAAUUGACGAAGACAAGAUGAUAUCGUUACAAAUUCCUCUCAAAGACGAAUUCAAAGAACUGCCGGAUGUCAAAAUGAACCCAGUUUUGAGAGGCUCGUUUUUGACCUCCGUCUUGAACAAUGGAUUUCUGGAAAAGGAUUCUAAAACCCAACUAAAUGAGCAAAAUGGCAAAUUAGAAGACGAUGACGAUCUUCUGAAUUACGCACUUCUACUUUUGAGUGAGCCCAGUACUAUAGUACAUGAGCUUCAGUUUUCGUCGUUCCGCAAUGAUGCCACUUCAGUGAUUCUGACAUCUUUAGUCAAAAAUCUGAAGCCAACAGUACCUUUGCGAAGCUAUCAAUACAUUGUCGACGAAGUGAUGGGAGGGCCGACCGUGGUCGAUGGCGAAAGAGAUGAUUCAAUGCGCACUAAUUUGUUAAGGUCAUUGGCUUUACACUUGAUGUAUUGGCGCCAUGCAAGGAUCAUCAUACCUCUAUCCUCAAAGAGUACCUAUAUCGUGUCCCCGCUUGCGCCCAUCGCUGGGUCAGAUAUUAGACAAUCAAGGGAAUCCGAAGAGUUCGAGAUGGAAAAUAAACCACUGAUUUUUCAAAAUCAGGAUAUCUUUGCCAAAAAGUUUCCAUCUCUUCCCCCACUUUCCUCCUUUUUAAGUUUAAUAUCCUCUUCCAAGCCUAGACCAUUUGGUGUUUUCAUACCCUCCAAGGACCAUAAAAGUGUUUACCUCAAUGCUUUGAGCUGGCUGAUCAGAUAUGGAUAUUUGACGCAACUACUCACCUUUUUAUGGGUUCGCGUAGACUCACGCAUUAAAAUAGCAGUGGAUGAAGACCUUGAAAGGGAUGGUAUGAAAAGAGCCAAGAGUUCCAGGCAAGUUCACACGAUGGAUAACGACACGACCGCCGUAUCGCAUCUUGAAAAUAAUUUACCAGAUGAACCCGAUUUUUAUUACUAUGAGGGAGACGAAGAUGUGUUCAAUAGGGCUGACUACACUAUAAUCUUGAACCCUGAAAGAGCCACUGCUGUCGAGAAGCGGUGGCUAUACAAAUGCGUCGAGGGCCAGCCUCUGGAAACUCAAGCUCUUUUUCACAAGCUAGUGAAGUAUUUCAACGGUAAUACACCGCUGGAGCUAACUCUCAUUAGAGAAGGAGUAUCAAGACACGAAGUUCGCAAGCUUACACAGGCAAUUGGAAAAUACUUGGUCGAAAUUAACCACUGGUAA